AUGCGGGAAUCCCUGUGCCGAGCAGCCACCUCGCACCUCGCCCUCCUCUCACCAGAGGAGGCUGUGGAGGAGGCUCUGCCCGUGCUGGUUCUGGCUGCAGAGGCCAUUGCCGACUGCCUGUCCUUUGGCAACCCGUUGAGGAGGACCAGGGCGGCCGCAAUACAGGAGGUCUUCCUGCAGGAGAGCCUUGAUGAGAGCGACGAAGCAGCGGCUCGGUGCAAGGCCAUCCGCGAGGCCUGA
Messenger RNA from Symbiodinium sp. CCMP2592, 240 nucleotides. NCBI's taxonomy places the organism in Eukaryota, Dinophyceae, Suessiales, Symbiodiniaceae. The record is from the annotation of a GenBank genome assembly.